Drosophila obscura is the source of this 640-nucleotide messenger RNA. RefSeq lists its product as uncharacterized. NCBI's taxonomy places the organism in Eukaryota, Metazoa, Arthropoda, Insecta, Diptera, Drosophilidae. The coding region runs from base 77 to 397 and encodes 106 amino acids. The transcript is spliced from 2 exons. The record is from RefSeq and is a predicted model, not a curated record.
ACAAACCGAACAUAAUCAGGCUGCCAGACAGCUGCAAAAUGGCAGCUCCAUUAAUGUCAAAGGAAGUUCGAGUCUAAUGUUAAUCCGAAAUGUCCAGUUAAUUCUAUGUUAUAUACAGCGCGAAAAUGGAAAAAAUCAAAUACUUGUAUUGUACUUCAGCCAGGAACAAGCAGACGGCUGUCUGUUCCUUCAUCAACUUCAACUUCAACGCGCCCUGGACGAGGUUGUACGCAGCUACGACGAGGACCUGGACAUCCCGGACGUCAAGCAGAUGGGUUGGGUGUGGAAUGCCACCGAAGUCACUCACGCAGUUCUAAAACCCUCAAGAGGAGCUCAGAGCGAUCGAUGGAUGGAUGGACGGCGAAUGGGGCAGGACAACACAACAGAAGCAUUCUAAUCCAUAGAUUCUAAUUAUUAGGGAAGGGGCAGUUGCAGAGCAAAGCAGGUAGAGCCAGUGGAAAAUUGCAUAUCAGGGUCUUCAUAUACUGGAAUUUAAUCUCCAUACAAGAAUGAAAAGCCCGAAAUAAUCUCAGCCGACUCGAAUCUGUUGACCAUUUUUUUUGCUGUUGGAAAUUUUUGCGGGCAGUGUUUUUGCCCAAAAAGAGCCCAGCUUUAAUGGACUGAAACCAUUAAACUAGAC